This is a messenger RNA of Helianthus annuus (common sunflower), 4038 nucleotides long. Its product is annotated as ABC transporter B family member 2. Gene Ontology annotation, cellular component: membrane. Lineage: Eukaryota; Viridiplantae; Streptophyta; Magnoliopsida; Asterales; Asteraceae. Gene Ontology annotation, molecular function: ABC-type transporter activity; ATP binding; ATP hydrolysis activity. The record is from RefSeq and is a predicted model, not a curated record. The transcript is spliced from 10 exons. Gene Ontology annotation, biological process: transmembrane transport. The coding region runs from base 136 to 3879 and encodes 1247 amino acids.
AACACACUCUGGCUGGUUUACUUUUGCUUUGCAUUAAAUGUCUUAAACCACCGAACCAAUUCCUUCAAUCUUUUCUAACCCCACCGUUGGUCUUCAUUAACCAUCUUCUGCCUCUCACUCUUCCGGUAACCCAAAAUGAGCAACCAUGGUUCACUUUCUAUCGAAGGUGGUGGCGCUAAAGAUGACUCGGAUAAACCCAAAAAAGUCCCCAUGUUAAAACUGUUUACAUUUGCAGAUUCGUAUGAUUACUUUCUUAUGUUUUUGGGGUCCUUAGGGGCUUGUGUUCAUGGUGCAUCGGUGCCGGUUUUUUUUAUUUUUUUCGGCAAGUUGAUUAAUAUUAUUGGACUUGCUUAUCUUUUUCCCAAAGAGGCUUCUCAUAAAGUUGCAAAGUAUUCGUUGGAUUUUGUGUAUCUUAGUGUGGUGAUACUCUUUUCUUCUUGGAUUGAGGUGGCUUGUUGGAUGCAUACCGGAGAAAGGCAAGCAGCAAAGAUGAGGAUGGCGUAUUUGAAGUCAAUGUUAAGCCAAGAUAUCAGUCUUUUUGACACUGAAGCUUCAACAGGAGAAGUCAUCUCUGCAAUUACCAGUGAUAUUAUAGUUGUUCAAGAUGCUAUUUCUGAAAAGGUGGGGAACUUCAUGCACUACAUCAGCAGAUUUUUAUCAGGAUUCAUAAUCGGGUUCGUUAGGGUUUGGCAGAUUAGUUUGGUGACUUUGUCAAUUGUACCCGCGAUUGCAAUCGCGGGGGGUGUCUAUGCUUACAUCGCCACUGGCCUCAUCGCUAGAGUCCGAAAAUCAUACGUCAAAGCUGGUGAAAUUGCUGAAGAGGUGAUCGGAAAUGUAAGAACGGUGCAAGCGUUUUCCGGAGAAGAAAGGGCUGUAAAUUCAUACAUUGCGGCGCUUUCAAAUACGUACAAGUAUGGCAGGAAAGCCGGUCUAGCCAAAGGCUUAGGACUCGGCACAUUGCAUUUCGUUCUGUUUCUCUCCUGGUCCUUGCUCGUCUGGUACACGAGUAUAGUCGUCCACAAAAAUAUCGCUAAUGGCGGGGACUCAUUCACCACCAUGCUCAACGUUGUCAUCGCGGGCCUGUCACUUGGGCAGGCUGCACCGGACAUUAGUGCGUUUAUUCGAGCGAAGGCAGCCGCGUACCCCAUUUUUGAAAUGAUAGAGAGGAAAACGGUAACCAAAACGAGUGAGAAAACGGGCCGGACGCUAGCCAAAGUGGAGGGUCAUAUACGGUUUGAUGACGUACGGUUUAGUUACCCAUCUAGACCGGAUGUGAUGAUAUUUGACCAACUCCGCCUCGACAUACCUUCCGGAAAAAUAGUAGCACUUGUUGGUGGAAGUGGUUCAGGAAAGAGUACGGUUAUAUCGUUGAUAGAACGGUUCUACGAGCCACUAUCGGGCCGGAUCUUAUUAGAUUCAAUCGACAUACGUGAACUUGACAUCAAAUGGCUUAGGGAUCAGAUUGGGCUGGUGAAUCAAGAACCCGCGCUUUUCGCCACUACUAUAAGAGAGAAUAUUUUAUACGGGAAAGAUUCGGCUACUUAUGAAGAUAUCACACAUGCCGCAAAGUUAUCCGAGGCUAUUACGUUUAUCAACAAUCUUCCGGAAAGAUUCGAGACGCAAGUUGGCGAACGAGGGAUACAAUUAUCCGGAGGACAAAAGCAACGGAUUGCUAUAUCGCGCGCAAUUGUGAAAAACCCGUCGAUUUUGUUGUUAGACGAAGCCACAAGCGCCCUUGACACGGAAUCCGAAAAGAGCGUGCAAGAGGCGCUUGAUCGUGUGAUGGUGGGACGGACGACAGUGGUUGUCGCCCACCGUCUUUCCACCAUUAGAAAUGCGGAUAUAAUAGCUGUAGUUCAAGGUGGAAGGAUCGUCGAAACGGGGAGCCAUGAUGACCUCAUGGCCCGGCCCGAUAGUGCAUAUUCAUCACUUAUUCAACUUCAAGAAGCCGCUUCGUUGCAUCGCGCCCCGUCUCGUGUCAGUUCCAUGGGGAGACCUUCCAGUAUUAGAUUUUCUCGUGAAUUAUCGCGGACAACCACGAGGAGUCUCGGAGCUAGUUUUCAUUCGGACCGAGAAUCCGUGGGCAAGCUCGGUGUUGAAGGCAUUGAAUACGCCAAGCCACCUCGCGUUUCGUCCAAAAGGUUAUACUCGAUGAUUCGUCCUGACUGGGUUUACGGGUUAACCGGCACCAUUGGUGCGCUCAUUUGUGGGUCAUGUAUGCCUCUUUUUGCCCUUGGGAUUAGCCAAGCCCUUGUUGCUUAUUACAUGGACUGGGAAACGACGCAGCACGAGGUCCGAAAGAUUGCCAUUCUCUUUUGCUUUGGUGCUGGUGUAAGUAUUACUGUUUACGCCAUCACUCAUCUAUCCUUCGGGAUCAUGGCAGAAAGGCUCACUCUUCGUGUUCGUCAAAAGAUGUUUUCAGCUAUUUUAAGAAACGAAAUCGGCUGGUUCGAUGACAUGAACAACACAAGCUCAAUGCUGGCUUCCCGAUUAGAAAGCGAUGCAACGUUACUCAGAACCGUGGUUGUUGACCGAACAACGAUUCUCAUACAGAAUUUUGGCUUAAUCGGCACUUCAUUUAUCAUCGCCUUCAUAUUGAACUGGCGGCUUACACUCAUCGUCAUGGCCAUGUACCCGUUGAUCAUCAGCGGCCACAUAAGCGAGAAAAUGUUCAUGAAAGGGUAUGGUGGUGACUUAAGCAAAGCUUAUCUUAAAGCUAAUAUGCUUGCUGGUGAGGCAGUGAGUAACAUAAGAACCGUUGCGGCAUUUUGUUCCGAAAAUAAAGUGCUCGAUCUUUACUCUCGGGAGCUCGUUGGACCGGCUAAACAGUCGUUUAAUCGCGGCCAGAUUGCGGGGUUAUUCUACGGUGUCUCUCAAUUUUUCAUCUUCUCAUCCUACGGUCUUGCAUUAUGGUAUGGUUCCGUGUUGAUGGAAAGGGGGUUAUCCGGGUUCAAAUCGGUUAUGAAAUCGUUUAUGAUUUUGAUUGUUACCGCAUUAGCAAUGGGCGAAACGCUCGCAAUGGCACCGGAUUUGUUGAAGGGGAACCAGAUGGUUGCAUCGGUUUUCGAGGUUCUUGAUCGGAGAACACAAGUUGUUAGUGAUGUUGGAGAGGAGUUAACUCGAGUUGAGGGGACCAUCGAGCUAAGAGGCGUUACGUUUAGCUACCCUUCGAGACCCGAUAUCAUGAUUUUUAGAGAUUUUGAUUUGAAGGUUCGGGCUGGAAAGACCAUGGCGCUUGUGGGACAAAGUGGCUCGGGGAAGAGCUCGGUUCUCUCGUUAAUUCUUCGGUUCUAUGAUCCAACCUCCGGGAAAGUCAUGAUUGACGGCAAGGACAUUAAGAAACUAAAGCUAAAGUCUCUUCGAAGCCACAUCGGGCUAGUCCAGCAAGAGCCGGCUCUUUUUGCAACAUCGAUUUUCGAAAACAUACUUUACGGAAAAGAAGGAGCUUCCGAAACCGAAGUGAUGGAAGCGGCUAAGCUAGCAAACGCGCAUACGUUCAUUAGCGCCCUCCCAGAGGGCUACUCGACAAAAGUUGGCGAGAGAGGGAUUCAACUUUCGGGUGGACAAAAACAAAGGGUGGCCAUAGCACGAGCCGUGUUAAAAAAUCCCGCAAUUCUUCUACUUGAUGAAGCCACAAGCGCGCUUGAUGUGGAGUCGGAGCGUGUGGUUCAACAGGCUUUGGACCGGUUAAUGAAGAACCGGACGAGCGUGGUGGUUGCGCAUCGGCUAUCGACUAUUAAGAAUGCGGAUGAGAUAUCGGUGAUUCAGAAUGGUAAAAUUGUGGAGAAAGGGACUCAUUCGAGUCUUGUUGAGAACGAAAACGGGGCGUACUCGAAGCUAAUCAACUUACAACAACAUGAACAUCACAGGCGUAAAUAAUAAAAACGGUCAUAGUUUUUUAAACAAAUGUUGGGCCGAUCAAUGUUGUAUGUUGUUUUACACAUGAUUAUAGUUUGUUUAUCACCUUCAUAAUAUGAUUUAAUUAAGUUGUGCUUAAGUCAUUGUUUUUAUUACAAUUUAGAAUUCAAAUUAUGCCAA